This is a messenger RNA of Trichoderma breve, 7422 nucleotides long. Its product is annotated as KR domain-containing protein. Lineage: Eukaryota; Fungi; Ascomycota; Sordariomycetes; Hypocreales; Hypocreaceae. The record is from RefSeq and is a predicted model, not a curated record. Gene Ontology annotation, molecular function: fatty acid synthase activity; phosphopantetheine binding; 3-oxoacyl-[acyl-carrier-protein] synthase activity. Gene Ontology annotation, biological process: secondary metabolite biosynthetic process; fatty acid biosynthetic process. The transcript is spliced from 11 exons. The coding region runs from base 1 to 7422 and encodes 2473 amino acids.
AUGGGGAGCAUAUCAAAUCAUGGGCCUGACGAGGCCAUCGCCAUCGUUGGCAUUGCUUGCAAGCUUCCACAAGAAGCCUCAACCGUCGAAGGCUUUUGGCAAUUCCUCCUGCAAGGACGAAGCGCACAUACACCAUGGCCAGAAGAUCGCUUCGGAGCUGGCCACUAUCAUCCCGACAAUGAGCGAGUCGGAACACACUCAGUCAAAGGGGCGCAUUUCUUGGCCGAACCGCCCGAAUAUUUCGAUGCACCCUUUUUCGGCAUCACCAAAGAGAAUGCAGGAAUCCCACUCUCCGAAGCCACUGGAUCCAACACGUCCGUCUAUGUGUCGGGCUUCAAUCACGACUAUCUCUCCAUCAUAAAUGCGGAUCCGGAGAGCCCUUUGCGAUAUCGUGCAACGGGAUUGACCAACUCCGUCCUCAGUAACCGAGUCUCUUGGUUUUUCGAUUUCAAAGGUCCAAGCAUGACCAUCGAUACUGCCUGUAGCAGCUCCGUAGUGACACUUCAUCAGGCGUGCCAGAGUCUACUUAGUGGCGAGACCGACAUGGCCGUAUCCAGCGGAGUCACAGUCUUGGCUUACCCCAACGAUGUGGCCUCCAUGUCUUAUCAAGGAUUCCUAUCGCAAGACGGGCGGUGCUUUAGCUUUGAUCACCGUGCCAAUGGCUACGCUCGUGGCGAGGGAGUCGGGACGAUCAUUGUAAAGCGUUUGAGUGAUGCCAUUCGAGAUGGCAACUCUAUAAGAGCCGUCAUUCGGGGCACUGGUGUGAACUCGGACGGCCGAACUCCUGGAUUGACCAACCCGGAUAGUCUGGCGCAGGAAAGGCUGAUCAGGACGGUCUACGCAAGGGCAGGCUUGAGUGUCGACGAUACGGCCAUGGUCGAGGCUCACGGGACAGGCACCGCGGCGGGUGACCCGAUCGAAGCCAAUGGAAUUGCGAGAGCCUUCUCAGCUCGGCCAAGGAAUCUCCCUCCGCUGUACAUUGGGGCUUGUAAGUCCGGCCUUGGCCAUUUGGAGGGCGCGGCAGGUGCUGCAGCCAUCAUCAAGUCUGUUCUUGUCCUUGAGAAUGGAAUCAUCCCCCCAAACGUCAAUUUCGAGAAAGUCAAUCCCAAGAUCCCGGCAUCAAAAUGGCGGCUUCAAUUCCCUCUUGAACCAACGCCUUGGCCCACGACCGGCUUGCGCAGGAUCUCUGUCAACUCCUUUGGAGUCGGCGGUACAAACGGCCAUGUUGUUCUCGAUGACGCUUUUCACUAUCUCCAGGAGCGUGGGUUGACCGCGAAUCAUUAUACACGACCUUUGCCUCCGACCAAGGCAGAUCUUGAUCUCGUAAACGGCGAUGGAUUGAACAUCACCAAUGGACAUCCUACCAAUGGCUUGGAAAAUCGACGCACAAUCGAGCUUGCCGGAGACUGGAAGGCUUUCGAUUCAAUCGAGUAUCCACCAAAGCUCAUUCCCUUUUCUGCUUUCGAUGAAGAAGGCAGCAGUCGCGCAGCAAAAACACAGGCAGAAUUCCUCCAUGCCAGGCCUGAGUUGAUAUCCAACUCCGAAAGUUUGACCUAUCUAAACAAUCUUGCCCAUACAAUGAGUCGGCGCUCGAAGCUGGCCUGGCGGAGUUACGCAUUAGCAAGGUCGCUGGUCGAUCUCGAGACACGUCUGGCUUCGCCCUUGCCCAAACCGCUGCGAGCUCGCACCAAUGUCAACGUAGCCUUUGUGUUCACAGGUCAGGGAGCACAGUGGUAUGGCAUGGGACGUGAGCUACUCUGCUACCCAGUGUUCCGUGAGAGUCUGGCUGCGUGCAGAGCUUAUUUGCAGACCGAAUGUGGCUGCCCCUGGGAUCUCCUCGACGAGCUCGCCAAAGACAAAGAACAUAGUCGUCUUGAUCAAGCAGCCUUGGCUCAGCCGGCGUGCACUGCCCUUCAAGUUGCGCUUGUGGAUUUGCUGCAAUCGUGGAAUAUCAAGCCCAGCCGUGUCGUGGGCCAUUCCUCCGGCGAGAUUGCUGCUGCUUACUGCGCUGGCCUUCUGACUCGCGAAUCGGCCUGGCGAGCUUCUUAUUUCCGUGGACUAGUCACCGGGAGGCAGACGGCCGAGACCAAAGGCGCUAUGCUUGCUGUCGGUCCUCGCAGCAGCACCGUCUCGGGUGAUGUGCAGAAAGUCGAAGCUUUGCAACAAGUCUUGGAGGCUGACGGGCUCUUCGCGAGGAGGCUCAAGGUCCCAAAUGCCUAUCACUCUGCGCAUAUGAAGGAAUUCGCAGAUGAAUACGUCCGUCUGGUGGGUACGCUCCACGCACCGAGCGAGCCACCUCAGCCACCUGUGGUCAUGUUCUCGAGCGUCACGGGGGAAGCAGUUGAAGGCGGUUGUCUCUCCAUUGACUAUUGGACCAAGAAUCUCCUAAAUCCAGUGCGUUUCUCCGAUGCCCUGGCAGGCCUCUGCUUUAGCCGCACAACCCAAACACAGGCCACCCUCCGUGCAGAUGCUGCUGGAGCCAACGUCUUUGCGGAUGUUUUGAUUGAGCUUGGCCCUCAUGGAGCAUUGCAAGGCGCCAUAAGAGAUGUGCUCGCAGCUCAUGCCGAGGGCGUUGCGGUAGCAUUCCUCCCGGCAUUGAAACGCGAUGCCCCUGGGGCAGACAUAAUCCUGAACGCCAUAGGCUACCUUUAUGCCCGCGGGUAUCCGAUCAACGUUGAUGACGUGAAUAGCAGCGCUGAUACGACUGGUGGAAAAGGGUCUCGCCCAUUGCGUAUACUUCCUGAACUUCCUGGAUACCAGUUCAACCAUUCCAACAAGUUUUGGUGGGAGAGUCGCUUAAGUAAGAACUAUCGCCUCCGCAAAGAGAUCAGACAUGACCUGUUCGGUGCUCCAGUACCCGACUGGGACGUGAACGCUCCUCGAUUCCGCAAUUUUCUGCGAAUCUCCGAGCAGCCAUGGCUACGAGAUCACAUCGUUACUGAUAACAUCAUCUUGCCUGGCGUAGGCUACGUGAUUGCGGUAAUCGAAGCAGCCAGACAGCUGGCUGAUCCAAAUGCACAAUUGAGCGGCUUCCGGCUUCGAGAUAUCAACAUGAAACGUGCAUUGAUCGUGCCCGACACGAAAGAAGGAAUCGAAGUAAUGUUGAAUUUCAAGCCAGUUGAUGAGUCCAGUGUCGGAACUUCGGCUCAUUGGCGUCGGUUUUCAGUAGUGUCCUAUAACCCAACCGCGAGCGACUGGAUCGAACACUGCACUGGAUACGUUGCCGUGGAUUAUGAGACAUCUACCCCCAACCCAGUCGACGAGGGACGGGAAGCCCGUCUUGACACAGAACGCUGGCGCGCCGCUUUCACUGCUGCAGAAGAGCAGUGUCAAUCUCCCUGGGACUUUACCAAGGCCUAUGAGCGGAUGGCAAGAAUCGGGCUGAACUUUGGACCGCUGUUCCAGAACUGCUCGGCUGUCAAGGGUACCUUUGACCAUGGUGGCCAGACCAUGGGCACAGUCACCGUUCCUGACGUUGCAAGUGUUAUGCCCAAGGGCAAGGUAUCUCCGCACAUGAUGCAUCCAGCUUGCAUGGACAGCUUGAUGCACUUUGCGCUGGCCGCGAUCAUGGACGCCACAGGGAAGAGCAAACUCGAAGUGGCCAUGGUGCCGCGGUUCAUCAAAGACAUUUGGAUUUCUGCGGCACUGAACUCGGAGCCUGGUCAUGUCUAUCGUGCUCACAGCCAGACACGUAAGAUUGCGUUUGAGAAGUUCUCGACAGAUGUUGUCGUCUGGGAUGGUCCCACUCAAGAACCCCGUAUCUCCUGGAGUGGAAUUGAGGCAAGCCCCCUGGAUUCCGCCGCACAGAGUUCGCUCGGCGCAGAAAAGUUGUGUCACGAGAUUGAAUGGGUUCCUCACGUGGACAUGUAUCUCGAAGGAGGCGACGUCGCUUCGUUCGCUGAGAUGCCCAAGCGUGAUUUGGACUCGGAGCAAGCUGGAAUCGAGAUCGAAUCUCGCAUGCAGCUGGCCUCGGUACUUCUUGUCCUGGACGCACUGGAGAAACUAGAUGGCAAGAUGCCGGCCGCUACUCAAGGUCAUCUCUGUCGGUAUUUCGAGUGGAUGAAGCACGUCGAGAGCGAUCUACAGCUCGGCAAGGUGACCGGUAUCCAAGCCUCUGAGGUUGAGCGACUCAAACAUGACCACGCUGCGAAGGUGGAGCUAUACAAACAGGUUGCUUCGGACACUUCGUUCGGCGAGACAGACCCACUGCACCUCAUGUUCGGUAAGGAUGACAUACUCGAUCGAGUCUACAGACGAACAGCGACCUUGAACGACCUGCCAGCGCAACAGAAGGCCUAUUUGAACAUAUUCGCCAAGAAUAAGGCCAAUUUACGCGUGCUCGAGGUGGGUGCCGAUGAUGGGGCGUCCAUUGCUAGCAGCGUGUCACAUUACAUGUACACUGAUGUUUCAGCCGCCUUUUUCGAACAAGCGAGGCAGAAAUUCCAGCCAUACACGAACAUCAUGGAGUACCGAGUUCUGGACGCAGAACAAGACAUCGCCAAGCAAGAGAGCUUCGAAGUCGGGAGCUAUGAUUUGGUUGUAGCUCAGAAUGUCAUCCAUACCACCACCGACCUCACCAAAACACUGAGUAAUAUUCGCCAGUUGCUGAAGCCCGGGGGCCGCCUGCUUCUACAAGAAGGUAGAAGGCAGGAUUACUACUGGUCCGGGCUAUCAUUUGGCCAGCUGCCAGGGUGGUGGAAUGGCACUGAAUCCAUGCGUCAAUGGAUGCCAUGGGUCUCAUCCAAGCAGUGGAAUGAGGUCCUCGAGGCGGCUGGUUUUACGGGAGCGCGCUUCGAACUUCCCGAUAGCCACAAUGAAGAGCUCCAUAGCCAGAGUCUUUUUGUGGCCCAGAACCCUUCUGCAGACGCCAAAGAGCCCGGUACCAUAUGGAAGAACGUUGUGCUCGUCACACUCCCUAGCUCCGAGCAAAGCAAGACUCAAAGCUUGUUGCAAGACAUCAAAGACAAGUUGAACGAGAAUCUCCGGUUCCAGAACAUCAGCACUGUAUCCCUGCUAGAGUUGGAAGGGGUUGAGUAUAGCCAAAAUCUGCCCCAGGCCGAGUACGAGGGUGUCCGCAAAAUGCUGAUUGAGGCUAAAAGCAUCUUAUGGGAACGUGACUUGGACGAUUCCAACCUGGUCACGCUGAAAAUCUCUGAGCCUCGACCUGAAAAUACCUCGCUGAGUGCGUCGAUUCGAAGGCUGUAUGGCCGGAUCUGGACGAGUCGGCUCCGCGAGGCCAUUCGUGCAGAUGAAUACUUGCAAACGACUCUGUACCGCUCAGAAGCAGUCCCAACGCUGGCCAAGGAUGCUGGCAGGCCCAUCAAGCUCACGACAACUGUUCCCGAGGUAGAAAUCGAGAUAAAAGCUGUUGGCCUCAACUUCCGCGAUCUCAUGAUUGCCAUGGGAGAGCAUACGGCGUACUCGAUGGGCAGUGAAGCAGCUGGCAUCAUCUCUCGCGUGGGCCCCAAAGUAGUCGACUUCGCUCCUGGCGACAGGGUUGUCUACAUCUGUGGCCUGGACCAUGUCGGGUGCAUGCACACGUAUGGUCGUUUGGAUCAAUCGACAGUCGCCAAAGUCCCCGAUGGACUCAGUCUCGAGAUGGCUGCUGGCUUGCCUGUUGUCUAUGCCACAGUCAUUUACAGCCUACGGGAGACGGGUCGCUUGAUGGCCGGCGAAACCAUCCUUAUCCAUGCUGCUGCCGGUGGUGUGGGACAGGCUGCGAUUCGUUACGCUCAACAUAUUGGCGCCGAGGUGUAUGUAACCCUAUCGACUGCCGUGAAGCGAGACAAUCAGUUGAUAAUGAAGGAGUUCGGGAUUCCAGAGGAUCACAUCUUUUCAAGUCGCGACCUCACAUUUGUCCAGGGUAUAUUGCGUAUGACAAAAGGCAGAGGCGUUGACGUAGUCUUGAAUUCGCUCUCUGGUGAGGCGCUGCGCCGCUCAUGGGAUCUGGUGGCACCCUUCGGUCGUUUCAUUGAGAUUGGUAAGAAAGACGCCAUGAUGAAUGGCAAAGUAGAUCUUCGGCCCUACUUGCGCAACGUGACCAUGGCGAGCGUUGACCUCGUUUCCAUGAUGAAGAACAAACCGUUCCUCAUCAAGAUGCUGACAGAGGAAACGAUGCGGCUGUGGAAAGAGGGCGUUGCACUGCCUGCAGCACCAACUACGAUUAUGCCCAUGUCGCAGGUGGUGGAUGCACUUCGCAUUCUCCAGGGCGGCACGGGCAUGGGCAAGAUUGUUCUGGUGCCUCGGGAGGAUGACGUUCUGCCAGUCCUUCCACCGUCACCGGCGCCGCUUAGCUUCCGUCCAGAUGCAUCCUACGUGCUCAGCGGCGGCCUUGGAGGUAUUGGACGUAGCGUUGCUGCAUGGAUGGCUUCACGAGGCGCUCGAAACUUGAUCUUCCUUUCCAGCAGCGGCCGCAUCACUCCAGCCGUCACAACGAUGCGCGAGGCUCUCGAAGCAGACGGAUGUAGUGUGCAUAUCUUCACAUGUGAUGUCGGCGACAAGGAACAGCUGCGUCUCGUUCUCGAACAGUGCAAGACCCUCCCACCUAUAAGAGGCGUCGUCCAAGGAGCAAUGAAGCUAAAGGACGUCAUGCUCGAGAACAUGACGUACGAGGAAUUCCAGCUGGCUAUCAGACCCAAGAUUCAAGGUUCGUGGAACCUACACGAACUUCUGCCCCGGGAUAUGGAUCAUUUCAUCAUGCUGUCUUCAGCCACUGGCGUCCUCGGCAACCGGGCUCAGGCCAACUACGCCGCAGGAAAUACCUUCCAGGAUGCGCUGGCGCACUUCCGUCGGCAGCAAGGUCAAGCGGCCACGACGAUCGACGUUGGCGCAGUGCUAGACGUCGGAUACGUGGCCGAUCACGCGGACCGCCUCGCCAUGACAAAAUACCUAGGCAGUAUGAUGAAAGUGCUGCGCGAAGAAGAGUUGCUUACGCUCAUUGAGUACGGCAUGAACGCUUCUCUGCAGUCGCCUGCACAGCUCGUUACGGGCAUGACUCCGUUGGACAAGCAUCGUGCUCGAGGCGUGCCGAUGCUCAGUUACAUGAACUUCCCUCUCUUCACGCAGCUGCGGCGGCUCAAUACGCAGCAAGACGGCGCAGGGGCCGCCGGGGGCGAUGGACCUGACGUUGAAGCGCGGCUUCGAGCGGCUCGGACUCUUGAUGAGGCGGCUCAGAUUGUGGUGGAAGCGGUCGUUGAUAAGCUGUCUUCCUUGCUCUCAAUUGCAAUCGAGGAUGUGGAUCCGACGCGGACUAUCAGUGCCAAUGGCGUUGACUCGCUUGUUGCGCUGGAACUGAGGACGUUUAUGGCGAGAAAGGUCAAGGCGGAUGUGCCUGUGUUGGAAAUCAUGGGCUCGUUGAGUCUUGCUCAGCUGUGUAGGAAGAUAGCAUCGACGAGCAAAGCGGUUGAGUUGCCGACGGCAUGA